Cryptomeria japonica (Japanese cedar) is the source of this 2065-nucleotide messenger RNA. Its product is annotated as glutamate--glyoxylate aminotransferase 2. Gene Ontology annotation, biological process: photorespiration; biosynthetic process. Lineage: Eukaryota; Viridiplantae; Streptophyta; Pinopsida; Cupressales; Cupressaceae. The transcript has 15 exons. Gene Ontology annotation, molecular function: pyridoxal phosphate binding; glycine:2-oxoglutarate transaminase activity; L-alanine:2-oxoglutarate transaminase activity. The coding region runs from base 467 to 1891 and encodes 474 amino acids. The record is from RefSeq and is a predicted model, not a curated record.
AAGGCACUCUUCAGGAAGCCCUCAAAACUGUUAUUGUAGCGAACUUUGAGGCGAAGUUCUUAAAUACUAGCUUUCCUGACUAACUUUGAUUUUUCACAAUAUGGACGGAAAAAUGUAAGAGUCGCUGGUGGUUUCUUUUAAAAAAUAAUCUGCAAAAGAAGAAUCUAGAGGCUGAAAACCGUAGAACAACUUUGAAGAUAAAAUCUAUUUGCCGUCUGGUUGCAGAGCAUUUGAAGAUUGAAGCAUUUUCUGUUUUCUUCCACAAGGUUGCAGAGCAUUUCAAGAUUGAAGCAUUUUCCGUUUUCUAGCGCAAGGCUGGAGAGCCUUUCAAGACUGAAGCAUUUCCUGUUUUCUGCUACAAGUCUGCAGAACAUUUUCAAGACUGAAGCUUUAAAUAGUUACGGUUCAGGGCAGCAGGGUAGAUUGAUUCUUUAAAUAGUUAUUUUGGUGCUCACUAGUUUAAAGCAUGGCCUCAAAGCCCUUGGACUAUGAAAAUAUCAAUGAGAAUGUGAAGAACUGUGCAUAUGCUGUCAGAGGGGAGCUCUUUCUGCGGGCUUCCCAACUUGAGAGGGAAGGGAAAAAGAUCAUUUUUACAAAUGUUGGCAAUCCUCAUCAAAUGGGUCAAAAGCCUUUAACGUUCCCACGCCAGGUUUUGGCACUGUGUCAAGCUCCAUUUCUGAUGGAGAAUGCUCAUGUUGGAAUUAUGUUCCCAGAUGAUGCGAUUGCAAGAGCCAAGCAUUAUCUUGCAAUGACGUCAGGUGGUGUUGGUGCCUAUACUGAUUCAAGGGGUCUUCCAGGGAUACGAAAGGAAGUCGCUCAAUUUAUUGAAAUCCGUGAUGGAUAUCCAAGCAAUCCGGAUCUUAUCUUCCUCACAGAUGGUGCUACUAAAGGAAUCAUGCAGACUCUUGGUACUAUCAUCCGCAAUAAAAAUGAUGGGAUUGUAGUUCCAGUUCCCCAGUAUCCACUUUAUUCAGCAACAAUCUCACUAUCUGGUGGUACCUUUAUUCCAUAUUACCUGGAAGAGUCCGCAAACUGGGGUCUUGACAUUGAUCAUAUUAGACAGUCAAUAUUGGAUGCUCGUCAAAAAGGAAUAACUGUUCGAGCCAUGGUGAUUAUAAAUCCAGGAAAUCCAACUGGUCAGUGUCUAAGCUAUGCCAAUAUUAAGGAACUGAUCGAAUUUUGUUACCAAGAGAAUCUGGUGGUAUUAGCAGAUGAAGUCUAUCAACAAAAUAUUUAUCAGGAUGAGCGGCCAUUCAUAAGUGCAAAGAAGGUAUUGAUGGAUAUGGGCUUACCUUACAGCAAAGAUGUUCAACUUUUUUCAUUUCAUACUGUGUCAAAAGGAUUCUGGGGUGAGUGUGGGCAACGUGCGGGAUAUUUUGAAAUGACAAAUAUUCCUCCAAAGAUAGUUGAUGAGAUAUACAAGGUGGCAUCAAUAUCAUUAAGUCCUAAUGUACCGGGGCAAGUACUGCUAGGAUUGAUGGUUAACCCACCAAAGCCUGGCGAUAUCUCAUAUGCACAAUUUAUUUCAGAAAGCAAAGGAAUACUUGAGUCAAUGAGAAGAAGAGCCCACGUAAUAACUGAUGGAUUUAAUAGUUGUCAGAACGUGCAGUGCAAUUUCACUGAAGGGGCUAUGUAUUCAUUCCCACAAUUAAAGUUACCACCCAAAGCUAUAGAAGCUGCAAAAGAAGCUGGAAAAGCUCCAGAUGUAUUUUACUGUCUCAAUUUACUAGAUGCCACAGGAAUUUCUACUGUGCCUGGAUCAGGAUUUGGUCAAAAGGAAGGGGUUUUCCAUUUGAGAACAACAAUUUUACCGGCUGAAGAAGAUAUUUCUGAAGUAAUGGCCAGUUUUAAGAAAUUUAAUGAUGACUUCAUGGCAAAAUAUGAAGCUUAGAGUUUGCGUAACAUGUUCUCAUUGUUUUCUACAAUUUCUUCCAUUAAGUUAUUACAAAUUAUCUUUAACGCCAAAAGCUUAUGGCAUUCUGGUAAAUUUUCUGAGAAACAUUUAUAAGUGGAGCUAUAAUUGUUAUUUGAUUCUUUAUAUAUCGGGGAAUAUUCUUAACCAUUA